Molecule: messenger RNA, 3042 nt
Organism: Eriocheir sinensis (Chinese mitten crab)
Lineage: Eukaryota; Metazoa; Arthropoda; Malacostraca; Decapoda; Varunidae
Exons: 7
Coding region: 139-2814 (891 amino acids)
Molecular function (GO): transferase activity, transferring phosphorus-containing groups
Source: RefSeq, a predicted model, not a curated record
GGUUUGUUUACAUGUAUUCGUGGCAAGCUUCCUAACACCUGCCACGCCUCUCCACACCUGUCACGCCCCUCCACACCUGUCACGCCCCUCCACACCUGUCCCCAGUGUUAUAGGCGUUACCUGUGUGUUAGCGGCGCCAUGGAGGACCAGACUAGUGGGGAAAUAAGGGCGUCCAUGCAGCGGAUCUUCUCUAAAUAUGCCGCCUUGAGAGAUACAGGGGAAGACUCGGACACACCUUUCUGGGAUGCCGUGGUGCUGACGACCUUUGACGAGGCCCAGCGGAGGUGUUUUGAGGCCCAGGUGGAGAGAAAGAGAGAGAGUGGAGAGCUGCCCAAGGUGCCGAUAUUCGUGGUGGCGGACCCCCCAUGCCAGAAGCUAGGUGUGGGGGGGUCCACGUUGCAUGUCCUGUCCGAGCUCACCGAGAUAUUUGGCUCCGAGGAAUUACUACGGAAGAGGCUGCUGAUUAUUCACUCUGGUGGCAGCAGUCAGCGGCUCCCUUCCUACAGUGUCCUGGGCAAGAUCUUCGCUCCCGUGCCUGUGGAAGGGCUGUGCACCACUGGGGGAGGGGUGCCACAGAUGCUGGACCUCAAGCUGGCACUGUACCUCCCGCUGUGCCGCCUGCUGGGGCCCGGCGUGAUGGUGACCUGCGCCGACGACAUAGAGACCUACUGCCUUGACCUGACCUCCACAGACACUGAGGCACUGGCGGGGGCGGACGUGGUGGCACUGGGGCACCCCUCCAGCCUGGCGGUGGGGGCUGGGCAUGGCGUGUACGUCCUGGUGGGGGGCGGGGCAGCGGCGGCGGCCCGGGGUGGGGGCGGCAGUGUCCAUGAGUGCCUGGAGGUGCUGCAGAAGCCAUCUGUCACUGCCAUGAGGCACAGUGGGGCAGUCUUCAGGAGGGGAAGAAGAGAAAGAAGAGGAGGAGGAGGAGGAAGAGGAAGGACCAAAGAAAACACACACCUGAACCAAAAAAAGGAAGAGGAAGAGGAGGAGGAGGAGGAGGAGGAGGUCUGGAGCGACAGUGUGUUCUGGCUGGGUGCGGACGUCACCUCUCGCCUCCUCAAAUGGUACACUGAAAACAGGCCACUAGACAGAGAGCUGGACGCAUAUGCCCACAUUCUACCUUGUCUGGGGAAGCGCACAGGGCAUGGGGGGCGUUCCGGGGGCAUGGGGCAGGAGCAGAAGGGUCUCCAGUCCGGGGUGGGGCAGGAUUUCCGCCCCGAACUGACCCCAAUUCUCCGCGGGGCGAAGUUUAAGGUAAUCGCUCUUCCGAAAUCGAAAUUCUAUCAUCUAGGGACAAUGGGGGAGUAUUUAGGGAAUUACAAUAUGGCUAGGGAUUUUGUCUUUGAGUUAGGGAUUGUUCGGAUGACAGGGAGGGUGGGGGAGGCUGUGGAAGUGUGUGUUAGUAGUAGUGGUGGUGGUGGUGGUAGCUGUGGUGGGAUGUCAGGUUUGGUUAGGAAGGAAAAGAAGGAGGAGGAGGAGAGGAAGGAGGAGAAGAAGAAGAAACAGAAGGAGGAGGAGGAGGAAGAGAUGGAGAAAGAAAGGGAGGAGGAGGCGGAAAUGGAGAGAAAAGGAAGGAAUGGGAGGAAGAAGAAGGAGGAGGAAGAGGAGGAGUCAGAAAUGAAGAAAAAUGAGAAGGAAAAAAUGAAGAAGUUAAAGAAGAAAGAGGAAGAGGAGGAGGAGGAAGACAAGGGUGCCAAACAAGCUAGGCAAGUCCCCCCUCCCCCCCACCCACCCCUGAACCCCCCACAAGGCACCAUAAUUGAGUCCUACUUCACCAAUGGCACCAAACUCUACCUGACCAAACCUUGCAUUCCUUACGUCAUUGAACAGUGCCAUAUCGCCCUCCCCUUACGGCUUAGUGGGAGUGCCAUUCUGAGCAACUGUGCCAUCCUGCCCUGCGCCAACCUCCCCCCUAGCACUACCCUCCCUCUCCCCCCUGGCACUCUCUUCCACACGGUGCCAGUGCGAAAAAUGUCACGAUCGUUUUAUGUGACGGUGGCUUUCGACGUUGAUGCAAAAAUGAAGGAUUUCGGAAGUGAUUUAAAGGACGUUCGGGCCUUCGGAAGGACGCUUGAGGAUUACGCCCAUGUACUAGGACUCUCUGGGAAGGAUGUGAGGGGGGGGAGUCCUACGGUAUCCUUGUGGAACGCGAGGAUUUUCCGUUCCGCUCCAACUGCUCAUGAGAGUUUCGCGACGACAUUGGUAGGCGUGUGGAAGGUCAAGGGAGGUUCAGAGGGAUUUCUAAGGGUGAAUCAAGGGUCUAAGGGUGACUUCCAAGGGUGUGAGGGAGUGCAAAGGGUGAAGGAAGGCUGUGAGGGUGUAGAAAGGGUGGAGAAAGGGUGGGAAGGGAGAGAAUGGGAGGAGAAGAAGGGAUGGGAAAGAAAGGAGGAAGAAGAGGAGGAGGAGAGAGAGAGAUACAAAAGACAGAAAGAGGAGGAGGAGGAAGAAAGGAAGACGAGGAAGAAGUUAGCAGUGGAGAAAGAUGAAGAGAAGAAAGAAGAGGAAGAGGAGGAGGAGGAGGAGGGAAAGAGAAACAGAAGAGAGAAGAGAAAGGGAGAGAGAGAAGGCAUAGGAAGAACAAAAGAGAAGAAGAAGGAGGAGGAGGAGGAGGAAGGGAGGAAACACAGAAGAGAGAAGAGAAAGGAAGGGAGAGAAGAAGACAUAGGAAGGAGAACAGAGGAGAAGAAGAAGAAAGAGGAGGAGGAGGAGGAGGAGGAAGAAUUAUUUAGUAUGUCUGAUGUUGUCAAAUUUAAGGACUUAGAGAAAUUGCUUGAUGACAGAAAGAAAUUGAUUGCAUUGAUGAGGGAGUAAGAGAGAGAGAGAGGAAAUAAAAACCCUCUCUCUCUCUCUCUCUCUCUCUCUCUCUCUCUCUCUCUCUCUCUCUCUCUCUCUCUCUCUCUCUCUCUCUCUCUCUCUCUCUCUCUCUCUCUCAUUAUUAUUAUUAUUAUUAUUAUUAUUAUUAUUAUUAUUAUUAUUAUUGUUACUGUUAUUAUUAUUGUUAUUAUUUAGAGAAGAGAAUAAAUUGUUACUCUAUUAAAG